Messenger RNA from Symbiodinium necroappetens, 534 nucleotides. The record is from the annotation of a GenBank genome assembly. NCBI's taxonomy places the organism in Eukaryota, Dinophyceae, Suessiales, Symbiodiniaceae.
GCUGCGGCACUCGAAGGUCACCGCGUGGGCCGAAGCAGACACUGCAUCGCUUUGCCAGGUGGCUAGGGGGUUGAAGCCCGUCCGGGAGCCGCAGGUGCCAGUGUGGCUAUUCCGACAAGCAGGCAGACAUCUUCCGGAAUACAACGAGUAUAAAGUCAAGCGGGGGAAGAACUUUCUCCAGCUCCUGGACGAUCCCGCUGACGUUGCAGAGUGCACCAUGCAGCCUCUCAGGAGGUACGGCGUGGAUGCUGCCAUCCUGUUCUCGGACAUCUUGGUCGUGGCACAAGCCCUUGGCAUCGACGUGGAAAUGCCUGGAGGCAAAGGCAUCCUCGUUCCUCGGCCCUUGGAGUCACCCGAGGACUUAUCACGACUGGCACCCAAUCCAGCAACCUCCGAGUUCGUCGAAGAUCGCCUGGCCCAUGUGCUCGAAUCUGUCCGCCGCAUCGUCUCCACCAUGGACGAGGAAGGCUUUGGCGACGUGCCCCUCAUCGGCUUCUCUGCAGCUCCUUGGACGCUGUUCUUCUACAUGGCCGG